AUGGAUGAGAUGCGGGCGCAGUGGGAAGCCCUAAUGGGCAACCUGGAGAAUCCCGCCGACCCCAAGGAAACGAAAAGCUUCGAAGACAAGGAUGUAUGCAAGAUGUACCUGGUCGGACUGUGUCCGCACGACCUUUUCGAGAACACGGUAGGCGCCUGUCUGCCGAUACUAACGCCCUGCAGAAGCAUUACAUCGGUCCGUGCGCGCUGCUCCACUGUGACGAGCUGCGAGCGAAGUAAGCACAUCCUGUACCUGGAGCAGAGGAAGACGCGCUACUACAAUUAUGAGGCCGAGACCCUGCGAUUCAUCAUACCGCUCAUCGAGGAUUGCGAUCGUCGAGUGCAGAGGGGACGCGUGAGGGCCGAGGAUGACGUCGCCUGUAAGCAAACGACGCUCGACGAUGCAACCAUCGCGGAAGCCAAGCGCAUCGAUGCGGAGAUUGAAAAGAAAAUGAAAAUCGCUAACGAGCUGGGGGAGAAGGGAGAGGUCGAAGAAUCCUUCAAGCUGCUGGAGGAGGCUGAGCUGCUUAAGAAAAACAAGCUGGAGAUGCUCGAAAAGGCGGGAGAGACUUCUUACCAGUCGCGCAUCAAGCCAUGCGACAUUUGCGGGGCGUUGCUAUCAGCGACCGACACCGACCGCCGCUUAACUGAACACUACAGUGGUAAAAUUCACGUGAGCUACCAGAAACUGCGCGACAUGUCGAAGUUUUUGACGGAGUACAUAAAAGAGCACAAGCCCGACAGGAGGCCGCCAAAUCGUACGCAUAGCCGUUCCUCUCGUUCACAAAGCCCUAGCAGCAGUCGCAGCGGCAACAGUGGGAGGGGACGUCGGCACCGCAGCCGGUCCAGGGACAGGUACAGCAGGAGGCGGUGA
Babesia bigemina is the source of this 873-nucleotide messenger RNA. RefSeq lists its product as hypothetical. Gene Ontology annotation, molecular function: mRNA binding. The transcript is spliced from 6 exons. Gene Ontology annotation, biological process: mRNA splice site recognition. Gene Ontology annotation, cellular component: U2-type prespliceosome; U1 snRNP. Lineage: Eukaryota; Apicomplexa; Aconoidasida; Piroplasmida; Babesiidae. The coding region runs from base 1 to 873 and encodes 290 amino acids. The record is from RefSeq and is a predicted model, not a curated record.